CGAGGUAGAACGCGCGCUGGCGCAAGCGCAGUAGCGACGCUCGGUUUCGUUUUCCCGCUCGCGCCUCGGCCGUUGCAGAGCGAUUGACGGGGGCGGCAGGUCUUUUGUGGUUAAGCGUUUCCGAUCGUGAGGUGACGCUCUACGUUUCCUCAGCAGCUCGUACCUGUACGCUGUAUUGUUAACAUCAGGGGUGCCAAUUUGAAUCAAAUAUUGGGGUUUUUUUUGGGGGGGAGCGCAGGAAAGCCCCGCCCCGCAUAAUGGAUCACAUGACACGCUCUUUGAAUGGCAAUGUCCAUCAACUUUGGGGCGGGGGGGGGGGUCCUGGCCACCUCAAAUAUUUUAUUGGGUGGUCGAGGUCCCCUCAGGCCCUAGCAGUUGGCUAUUAUUAUUAUUAUUAUUAUUAAUAUACCGCCCUGUACCUGGAGGUCUCAGGGCGGUUGACAGAAUAAAAUCAAAAUAUUAUUAUUAGCAUUAGCAUUUGAAUUUAUAUACCGCCCUAUACCCAGAGGUCUCAGGGUGGUUGACAGAAUGAAAUCAAAAUACUGUAUUAUUAUUAUUAUAAUUUAUAUACCUCCCUAUACCCGGAGGUCUCAGGGCGGUUCCACAAAAUACAUAAUCAAAAUAAAAACAGCAACCCAAUAACAACCCCCCCCUAAACCUACAUUUUAAAAGGGCAUUGGAUGCCAAUCAAAUCAACCAAAGGAAUAGAGAAUGCAUGGGAUUGCAUUGUAAGUCAGUUUGCAGUGUGUACAUUUCCUCAUGGAUACAUUGCUGUGUGUUUUGUAGCAUUGGGGACAUCAGAGCCUUGUGAGUAUGUAAGUGUACAAACUUUGGGCCGGAUCCAGAUUUAGCCUCUGUGUUGGAUCCAUUGAUACUGCUAAGCUUGACAAUAGGUUUUCCAUCAGUGGAAAAGGAACAGGUGCAAUUUUUGGCAUAUCCCCUCCAGCCCGCUCCAAAAACUGCUCCAAAUGGUUGGGGGACCUUCUAAAACAGAUUUCAGGAAAUGUGGGAGCGCAGACCCUCCCUGUUUUCCAGGGACAGCUCUGUAUUUACAGAAGCCACCCCGGUUUCUGAUUUAACCCCGAAAUGUCCCACUUUUCCUUAGAAUAUCCCUAUUUUCAUUGGAUAAAUGUUGGAGGAUAUGGAGUCAUGUGACCCCUGAGCCAAGGAGAUAAGUAACUAUACAACAAUACUUAAGUUGUAACUAAGUAACAGAACACAUCUGAAGGCAGCCCUGUGUUGGCAAGUUUUUAAAAAAAUGUUUUAAUUUUUUACAGUGGUGCCUCGCAAGACGAAAAGAAUCCGUUCUGGGAGUCUCUUCGUCUAGCGGUUUUUUCGUCUUGCGAAGCAAGCCCAUUGAUGGGAUUAGCGGAUUAGCGCUAUUAGCGGCUUUUAGCGGCUGUUAGCGGCUUUUAGCAGCUGUUAGCAGCUUUUCAGCUUAUCAGAUACGCAGGUCAGCGGCUUAGCGACUUAGAAAAGAGGGGGAAAAGGGGAAAAACCCCAGGAACUCGCAAGACAUUUUCGUCUUGCGAAGCAAGCCCAUAGCAGAUUCGUUUUGUGAGGCACCUCCAAAACGGAAAACUCUUUCGUCUAGCGAGUUUUCCGUCUUGCGAGGCAUUCGUCUUGCGGGGCACCACUGUAUUAAUAUUUUUAUACAUGAUAAAAACCUCCUUGAGUGGCUAGGGCCACACAGUCAGAUGGGCAGCGUGUAAAUAAUAAAAUUAUUAUUAGUAGUAGUAUGGAAUAGGACGUCCAUAUUUUCAUUGGAGAAAUAUUGGAGGGUAUGGGGAGGUUGCAGUGGCAGAAAUCACGAAGAAAAGUUUCUCUCAUUCUGAUGGAAAUCUUACUGUCAACUGAUCGACACUGUUGAAUACAAACCAAUGUUCCUCAUGCAAAAUCUUGUGGAAAAGCCCAUGCUGCACAAUGUUACAAUGGAGAAAUGCAUACAAAACAAAACUCACAAACCCAGCAACAUAGAACAAUUCCCAUGUGCAUGAGGUGCCUUCAGAUGGUGUGAUGUAUGCCACUUUAUGUAGCAAGUUUUAACUCAGGUGUAACUGCAUAAAUUCAGAAAGACUAACCAACCUUUUAAUAAAAAAAAAGUAAGAUAAUACUGUGGGAUGUUUACAAACAUUUCACAUUUUGGCCUGAAGUUGAUUUUUAAUCCUAUUACAAGUUGACUAAAAUUCAGAAACUGUUUAGCUCAUUAGUGUCGUAACACUACAGAGACAGAUAAAUUAAUUUUUGGACUCCCAAACAUACUUUGUACUUGAUGAAGUAUUAAUUACCUUCAAAGAAAUUAUUUUUGCUGUAAUAGUGGCAGAUGCCCUCUUUUUAGAAGAAAGAUUUUAAAAUAGUUCCCUUAAAAUGAGCAAAUAUGGAAAGUGUAUAGAAUUAGUAAUACCCAUUGCAUUCAAUGGGAUUUACUAUAAAAGCUUGUCCGGAUACGUAGAACGUCCACUGAAAUCUGUGAAACUUUCUUCCAAGUGAACAUGUUUAGGAUUUAAUUACCUUUUAUGUUCAAGUUCCCCCCCCUCCUGUGAUCACACAUUUUACAAUUUUGCUAGCUUUUGAGGAUAAAAGUUAAAUAGUUUAGCGAGAACAGCUAAUUACUGUACAAUUCUAUACAUGUCUACUCAAAAGUAAGUCUUACUGAGGCCUACUCCCAAGUAAGUGUGUAUAGGAUUGCAACUUCAUGACUAUCAUAAGAUAUAAUUUGAUUAAACUGUGUAUUAAGUAUUUUAAACAUCAAAGAUAGUUUGUAUCUUUGUCAUAUUGAAACUUUUGCUUCAAUUUUUGCUUGCCCUAAGACAAUUAUGGAAUCAGCCUUGUGAGAAUAUGGUACAGUAAUUUUCUAGUAUGUUCUCUUCAUUAAAAUUCAGUUGGCAUUUCCCUGUUCUCUGGCUUAACUGUGGUCUUUGCUGUGCUUUUGUUCCAUGUAUGAAUAGACCUUGUUGAAAGCCAAAGUAGAAGAGCAAACUUUUCAAAGGCAGCAUGAAUCACUAAGCAGUGAGACUAUAACAAAGUGUACGGACAACUUUACUCACAAAACUAUUCAAAGUUGAAUAUUAAUUUCUCAGUUUAAUGUAAGUAUAACAGAUUUUAACAACUGGUAAAUAUGUGGUUAAGUUUUAGUAAUCGGUAUACUCCAUAAUUAUUCUAAGUGAGUUGGGGGGAUAAGUAAAAUGGAUAAGUUGCAUUUAUAUAACAACAAACAAUUUUGUCAUGUCAUCAAGUACUGUAUGCAGUGUGUUUUUAAUGCAAUCCUAUACAUUUAAUGGGACGGGACUUACUCCCAUCGAAGUAUGUAUAGGAUUGUUGUCAUAAUUGUGCUUAUUUCCCAUUCUGUUGAUAAUUAUGCAGAAGUGAAUGUUAGGAAACUAUAUAUGUGUGUGUGUAUAUAUAUAUAUAUAUAUAUAUAUAUAUAUCAAGCUCUUUCUAAAAAGUAGAAGUUGUUAAAUGGUUUGGAUAUAUUGAAUUAUACUCAUUUAAUUUGUUGUAUGCUGGCCUAUAUGAAAUAUUAAGUAUAAUUGUUGAUUUGUUUGCACACUGGGGUUGCUAAAUAUGAUUAGAAUGUAGAGUACAGAAUUGUGCACUAAUGUGAAAUAGUUAUUCACUGUGCAAUCCUAUUAUACCCAUUUAACUCAGUGGGACUUCUGAGUAGACAUGUAUAGGACUGAGUGGUGAUUAAAAUUAUCUUCAGUAUUUAAUAAUUCACAAUUCAGUCUCUUUUACUGUCUUGGAAUGGACUUUCGAGUAUGAAAAUUGUUAGGAACACAGCUUAAUAAUGUGAUCCUAGCCAUGUUAAUGUGAAAGUUCUGUAGAAAUAUGUAACUCGAAAUACAUUGAAGUAAAAAAGAAGGUUCUUAGCUCAAGAUCCCUGAACAUAUAUAGAAACAAUGUAAGAUUUAUUGGGAACUCCAAAUUCAGAAAUAAAAGGAACAUUUAUUUUCACUUUAAAGCACCAUGACCAAGGAGGAAUCUUACAGGGAAGAAUUUAGUUAUGACAGAAUGCCAACCUUGGAGCGUGGAAAACAAGAGAAUGGAAAUUAUGUUCCAGAUAUUAAAUCAAGCGACCUUCAACUAUCAAAGAGGUUUCAUCCAUGUUUUAGUUAUAAAACAUGGAUAUAUUCUUUGCUGAUGGGGGUAAGUAUGAAAUAUUAUCCCGGCCUGGUCAGGGCUGAAUAGGUAAGGUUGUACUGGGCAAAUAUAGUAGGUUAAUUUUUAUCACAUUAUUACCCAUGUCAUUAAAUCUGUUUGAAGUUGGAAAGUUUUGAUUUUCUAAAAGUAGUAUUUACUGGAAUUAAGCCCUACCAGUGCAAGCCUAAUAGUAUGGCAAAAUGAUGCAAUUGUCACAGAGGGCUGGGUCAAAGGUAAAGGAUCCCUGGACGGUUAUGUCCAGUCAAAGGUGACUAUGGGGUGCAGCACUCUUCUCGCUUUUCAGGCCGAGGGAGCUAGCAUUUGUCCACAGACAGCUUUCCGGGUCAUGUGGCCAGCAUUACUAAACAGCUUCUGGUGCAAUGGAACACCAUGAUGGAAACCAGAGUGCAUGGAAACACUGUUUACCUCCCCGCCACAGUGGUACCUAUUUAUCUACUUGUACUGGCGUGCUUUCAAACUGCUAGGUUGGCAGGAGCUGGGACAGAGCAAUGGGAACUCACCCGUUGCGGAUAUUCGAACCGUCGACCUUCUGAUCGGCAAGCCCGAUGUCAGUGGUUUACACCACAGCGCCACCUUCGUCUGGUGCCAGCCCAAUAAUAUGGCAAAAUGACACUAUUGUCACAGAGGGCUGGUGCGGGACAUGACAAACUGGUGCUCUCCAGGCUAUGUUCUCACCUUAUUAACCGCUUGCCUGUCCAGCCAGGUGGUGAGGCAGGCUCUCUGCUGCCCUUUCCACUACUCCUCUCUGCCUUCUCUCUUGCACUGAGAAAAGGAUAAAGGGGUCUUUCUGCAGAAUAAGGCCUUCUCGGCAGGAUGACCAGGAGAGUGCCAUUUAGGUCCCUUCCAACCUAGCGGAAAAAGAGUUUUUAAGUAUUCUGCCUUGCUUGCCUUUAACUUCUGGAAUUUCAACCAGUUGGUCUUCAACCACAUAUGGUUGAAAUUGCACGAGUUAAAUGUGCGUAAGAUUGGAUUGUAUUUUAAAUUGUGCAGGUAGCAUAAAUUCAAGGUUUUCAAAACCUUUUCAACCGAUAUGGACCAUGCAUGUAUAAACCACACAAAUGACUAUAAUGCACAAUGGUUACCACUGAAAUAACAUUCCUUAGUUUGACUUUUUUUGUAGGCUUGUUUGUUUGUUUUCUGAGUGUGCUAGUAAUUUUAUUAUAGUUUGUAGUUUUAUAACUGGCAUUUCUAAAUGUCUAAGUAUACAUAGGUUGCAAUCCUAUAUAUACUCACCUAGGAGUUAAUUCCACCCAGUUUUUGGCACUUGGUGUGUUUUGAAGCAUGUGAUGAAUUUGUAGGAUGUAUGAAGUGUUAGAAAGGGACGUGGGUGGCGCUGUGGGUUAAACCACAGAGCCUAGGACUUGCCGAUCAGAAGGUUGGCAGUUCGAAUCCCCGCGACGGGGUGAGCUCCUGUUCCUCGGUUCCUGCUCCUGCCAACCUAGCAGUUUGAAAGCAUGUCAAAGUGCAAGUAGAUAAAGAGGUACCGCUCCGGCGGGAAGGUAAACUGCAUUUCCGUGUGCUGCUCUGGUUUGCCAGAAGCGGCUUUGUCAUGCUGGCCACAUGACCCGGAAGCUGUACACCGGCUCCCUCGGCCACUAAAGCGAGAUGAGCGCUGCAACCCCAGAGUCGGCCAUGUCUGGACCCAAUGGUCACAGGUCCCUUUACCUUUACCUUUAUGAAGUGUUGGGGAGGAGUGGUACCUCUGGUGGGUCACACAUCAUGCUCCUGAGGUAGCAUAGGCGCCAUCUCGUGCUGAAGAUUGUGGGUGCCUGCAACAAAGGGCUUCAACUUUGCCCAUUGACUGGGAGGGCAGCCCCCACAAAUAUAUUAUUGUGGGUGCCGAAGUUGGCUCCAGUGUGAGGUAGUUUGCCCAGCUUUGUUCCCCAACCUGCACUCAGCUCUCACCCAUGGCUCCUAGAAGCUGUCAGCAUGUGACAGCAGCCACACCCCAGGAAACAGCUUUGACUGGCCGGCCAAACCAGGUGAAGGUAGCCGAUGGGUAUCAAAGCCUCGGUGAGUUAGGGACUUACCCUGCGUGCGAAGACAGGCUCUAGCAGAUUAAGCAAAUGAGACCAGUAGUUGGUCCAAUGGUCAAGAAAGUGGUUUCUGCACGUACUGUAGAAGGAAGUGAGGGGCAGAUGGGAAAGUAGCCCUUCCCAUCUGGGAAGUCAACCUGGGAGAAGGAAAACUCUGAUCCUAAACCUCUGCUGUUUUGCGGGAUAUCAUUAGGAGAAGAAAAGUCCAAGGAAUAAACCCAAUACGAGCUGGUGGCAAACAUUUCAGCGCGGUCGAGAGGGAGGGCGAGUCUUGCUGUUUGGGCAACCCAGGACCUCCAUACACACUGCCCAGGCUUGCACCCCAGGGAGGUCAGCUAACACUGCGGUUUGACUUCACCCCCAGAGGUCGAGAUAGACGGAUGCCAACAACAACAUGAGAAUAAAAGUGAAAAAUAUAGUUCUUGAUACUUCUUGGGAAUACUGUGGCUAUAAUAAUUUAAAUAAUAUAAUAUGCUUGCUUAUUAACAGAAAAUGUUAGGCACUGAAGCUGCUAGCACAUGAUAGUUGCAAAAUAAAUGUUUAGUAGUAGCAGUAACAGAAACUCCUGAGGAUUUCCCCUGAGUACUGUACUUUGUUUAACAAGAACUACUAAAAAAAUACUUAGAAUGCUUCACUGCAUAGCCACAAGAUGUAGACAAGCUGUCUUUGCUGCGAAGUUUCAUUGUUUUGUUAAGCAUGCCUGCCAAGAAAGGAGCUUAUUUUCUUUAGUUAACUUUAAUUUACUGCUUUAGUAAGAUUUUCUUUUUCCUAAAUUGUUGCUGCGAGUGACAGCUAACUGACAUCUUUUGCUAAAUUCUUACUGUCAAUAGAGGAAGCAUCAUAAAGAGUUCCACUUAUUUUUAUGAACAUACUGAGCAAUUUCAGUCUAUUCAAAGACAAUGAUUCCAGCUAAAAUAUAUAGACUCUACAACACUGAGAUUCCCAAAGAUUGCUCGUGCUUGGGAGUAAAAUAUACGAUAAGGAAGAGAGAUGACAAGCAUUAGAAAAGGCUGAAAGAAAGAAUUACAGAGACUAAGGGUGCUUCCAGGCGACCUGUUUAGCCGGCAUUUAUCCUGAGUUGUUUGUAGGGAAAUUAGAAAACGUUGGCUGUUUAAUGAACAUUCACUCUAAUUUGUUUGCAGGGAGGCUAGACAAUGUGGUAUCAAAAUGUUAUCACACACUUUCCAUUGCAUUUUUCUUAUCACAUCACAAAAGUCUGAUCUUUUGGGGAAAACAAGUCUGUUAUGCAAGACCUCCCAGUCAUCUAUAAUUGUGCAAGCAGAAUUUACCUGUAUGUGAUUGAAUCCCACCCCAAAAUAGCAACAGUCUGGAACUAUCCAAAUAAACUGUUUGGAUGAUGCUUAUUACUCUUACCUCUACAUUCAGUGAGAUUAGGAGUGAGCAGAGGAAUUGCACACCCCUUCCCAUUGUGUGAAGAAGGUAACAGCUGAAUUUCUGUGGCAUUUCCCAACAUUGUAGACUCAGGGAAAAUCCUGCUUUCAAAUAAAUGUGGGCUCACCCAGUGCAACAUUACUCUCUUUAUAUAGUGAGGGGUAACUGAUGAAUGAGGUAUACCCAAUAUUUACUUUCGUUCUCACCAUACAUAGAGGUGAGUAGAAAUAUAUUGUACAAAAUGGCCAAAGAUGCAAAAGGGAGGCCAGUGGGAAAGAACAUUGUGGAGGCGCUAAAACUCUUUAAGUAUGAAGAGUCCUACUUAAAUCCUCUCUGAGGACUGUAUAAAGUGACGUGCGAAAUAAACAUUUUAUCAAGGAUUCCCAACUUGUAGGGUAGAACUAUAUGAAACAGUAUGGACACAACUUACUCACAUUUAACUUGUGUGCAUUCAGCUUUACAUGCUUGGCUUUAUUUUUAAUUUAAAAAGGGGCAGAUAUACAGGGGGGGGGGGAGAAUUCUGGCAAUCUCACCCGCCAUUGCUAGGGUUGCCAUACGGACAUAGCCAGAAUACUGCAGUCAGAAGCAGUGUCCAGGUGGAAAUCGCAAAAAUGUCUGGGAAAAUCCGAAUGUAUGGUGACCCAUGUCGGCAGAGUCGUUUUUGGUGAUUUCCCUUUAAAAUAGCUCAAAGGACUUCCUUUUUCCUUUACUUUUGCUAUUUAGCCAUAAGAGCUCAACAACUUUGUUCCCCUGAUUUUUACUUUUUGAAAUAUGGCAACCUUAGCCAUUGCACCCAAUGUGUUAUGACUAUACACAAUUUUGGCUUUAGGUGCAAUGCCUGGAAUGUAAGUUGUGGUCUAUAUGGCCUCGGCCCAGUAUACCUGAAGGAGCGUCUCCAUCCCCAUCAUUCUGCCCGGACACUGAGGUCCAGCUCUGAGGGCCUUCUGGAGGUUCCCUCACUGCGAGAAGUGAAAUUACAGGGAACCAGGCAGAGGGCCUUCUGGGUAGUGGCACCUGCCCUGUGGAACGCCCUCCCAUCAGAUGUCAAGGAAAUAAACAACUAUCUGACUUUUAGAAGACAUCUGAAGGCAGUCUUGUUUAGGAAAGUUUUAAAUGUUUGAUGUUUUAUUGUGUUUUCAAUAUUCUGUUGGGAGCCGCCCAGAGUGGCUGGGGAAAUCCAGCCAGAUGGGUGGGGUAUAAAUAAUAAAUUAUUAUUAUUAUUAUUAUUAUUAUUUACUGUACAUGUAGUUUUGAGUUGUGAAUUUAGAGCAAAGAAGCGGCCAUGGGGUGGGGGAAAUGAGAGGGCUCAACUCUCUGCUUCUUUACAUCAAGUUUCUCAAGUUUUUCCCCUGUCUCAGAUAUGGAUCUAAACUGAUAUUUGGCAUCCUAUUAAAAUCCUCAGAUGUAGCAUGUAAAAGCUACAUGUAAAUGAGGAUGAAGUGUGUACAAUUUGGAGAGCAGGAGUAGCAAAUCAGGCAAGGUUAGCCACCCCCUCCCUCUCACUUCCCUCCCUCUCCCUCUCACACAGAGCAAGUGCUUGUUUUGUGUGAAUCUUCCCACAAAUCCAAUGUAUUUAUUGAUAUCUAUUUUUAUUUAGUUAAAUACGAACACUUCCUAAGUUGUUACUCUUUUAUAUUGUUGCCAAGUCAUUGCAUAAUAGUUCUAGAACUUUGCAGCAAGACAACAUGUUCUUUUGACUUAUAAAGAUCUUUUGAUGUUUGGUAUCAGUAUCAUUAACACAGAGAAACAAUUGUUAAUGGUUCUAGUAUUUGUAUUUUUGAAAAGAACUGCCAAUUCUCAUGAAGUUGCUUAGCUAUAUAAUUUAUGCUAAUAAAGUAAUGUAAUUUCUUCAUUUCAGACUUGCAUCCUUGUUACCUCUGGAUUUUCACUUUAUUUGGGGAAUGUUUUUCCUUCUGAAAUGGAUUACUUGCGCUGUGCAGCAGGUUCAGUAAGCAUUCCUUUUAAUUUCUGUGGCUGUCUAGAAAUAUAAAUUAGAAAUAUAAUUCAAUUUUCUCAUUUUCAUUAUGCUUCAAAAGCCUUAUCUCAGAUAUACCACUUGAUCCAGAAUUAAACUGCUAACACAUGCUCUCUUUAGAUAAUUCCUCACUCUUGAUUUCAGAGAAAUUGUUUGCUUUAAAAUAAUUGGCAGCAGCUUGCCAAUUAAACACUUGGUUUCUCCCCCCCCCUUUUGCUUUAUAAUAGCAGAUGCAACGUUUAGUUAUUGUGUGUUAUUUAUUUUCAAAUAAACAAUGUAAUGAAACAUCACAUGAGCAAAUAUCAGGGGCACAGAGAAUCAUAUAAAUUUCCUUCUCUCUCCGUGUAUAUUUGUAAGCAUGAAGCUAGGGUUGUGUAAGUAACUUUUAUCUCUGGAUGAUGUCUUUUGAGUUUUGUUCUUAGUGUGUUCUCGUGUGCACACACACAAAAGGCCCUGAUUCAGUUAAAUUAGUUAUGACACCAAUGGGACUUGAGUGAGUUAUGUCCAAAUGAUUCUCUUAGCUACAGUGGAAGUUUAAAAACCCAGUCCUAUGUAUUCUAUCCUUUCUUACUGCAACAUGGAAGACAUUGACUUUAUCAAUUCAUGUAUUGCCAAUGAGCAACUGAUGUUUAAUCUUGUGGACCGCCCUGAGAUCUACAGAUGAAGAGAAGUAUAUAAGUAUUAUGAAUAGUAAUAAUAAUAAUUUCUUCUUGGAAGUAAAUCUCCUGGCAUAUUAAUGAAUGCAUCAGAGUGUAGCCCUAAGUCAUGGAUAGUUCAAGUGGAUAGGAGCCAAAUUCUGUGACAAUUCAGUGUGAACGGGACUCUGUGCUUUGGGUGAUUUUAGAUGAUGAGAAAGUGGGGCUCAGUUGUCACACUGGAAUCAUCCAAGACAUGCUCUCAAGGGUAGGCUCUAUACUGAAGUCAGUGAGUAUAAAUGAAGAUGGGUGUCUACCAUUGUUGACUAGGUCAAGUAACAGGAGGAACUGUGACAGAUUUACAGGUUCUAAAGUGGCUACAAAAGGCCCGCUCAGUUGAUCCAGAAACAGAAUUAGAAGGGUGGCAUGCACCAUGGGCCUUUACUGCUGGUCUUUGCUGCUCUAGAUGGCUUGGGCACCGAAUAACGGCUUUCUCCUCUUUAUGCAGGUGACUCUGUGGUCUAACCCACAGAGCCUAGGGCUUGCCAAUCAGAAGGUCGGUGGUUCGAAUCCCCGUGGUGGGGUGAGCCCCCGUUUCUCGGUCCCUGCUCCUGCCAACCUAGCAGUUCGAAAGCACGUCAAAGUGCAAGUAGAUAAAUAGGUACCACACUGGCGGGAAGGUAAACGGAGUUUCCGUGCACUGCUCUGGUUCACCAGAAGCAGCUUAGUCAUGCUGGCCACAUGACCCAGAAGCUGUACGCCGGCUCCCUGGGCCAGUAAAGCGAGAUGAGCGCCACAACCCUAGAGUCGUCCGCGGCGGGACUUAACGGUCAGGGGUCCCUUUACCUUUACCUCUUUAUAAAGAGGAAGGACAAGAACAUUGCUUCAUCCUGUUCUGGUUAGGCUAAUCUUGGGGUAGGAAACGCUUUCCCCAGUCAUAUUGGUGGCGCAAGAGAUCCUGCUCCAGUUAGUCGAGUAGUACAACUUCAGGGCAAGAGGAAAUGAACUCUGAGAGGGAAUAAAGCCUGCUACUGUAUCACAAAGCAACCACACCAUAUUUACCUGAUACCUAUCUGCCUAUAUCUCUGUAGCUUAAUGGAAAACGGUGCCAACAGGGUGCUGACCAAGGGGCAACAGUUCUGGUCCAGCUGCCUCAAACAGUCAGCUGCAUCUUAUCUCUCUGCUAUUCACAGAAAACCAUUGACUAUGUUGGAUGGGAGUUGGAGUUCAACAACAUCCAGAGGGCCACUCGUUCCUCAUACCCACCUUGGUAUCAAGCCUUCCAAGUUCCAUUAAACAUUUGCUCACUGUACAGUCUGAAAGAAUUAUUGUUGUUGUUGUUGUUUAGUCGUUUAGUCAUGUCCGACGCUUCGUGACCCCAUGGACCACAGCACGCCAGGCACUCCUGUCUUCCACUGCCUCCCGCAGUUUGGUCAAACUCAUGUUCGUAGCUUCGAGAACACUGUCCAACCAUCUCGUCCUCUGUCGUCCCCUUCUCCUUGUGCCCUCAAUCUUUCCCAACAUCAGGGUCUUUUCCAGGGAGUCUUCUCUUCUCAUGAGGUGGCCAAAGUAUUGGAGCCUUUGCUUCACGAUCUGUUCUUCCAGUGAGCACUCAGGGCUGAUUUCCUUAAGAAUGGAUAGGUUUGAUCUUCUUGCAGUCCAUGGGACUCUCAAGAGUCUCCUCCAGCACUAUAAUUCAAAAGCAUCAAUUCUUCGGCGAUCAGCCUUCUUUAUGGUCCAGCUCUCACUUCCAUACAUCACUACUGGGAAAACCAUGGCUUUAACUAUACGGACCUUUGUUGGCAAGGUGAUGUCUCUGCUUUUUAAGAUGCUGUAGAAUUAGGCAUUCUUAAACACAUUUAUUUCAGUGAACUGAGUUUAAAUGUGUCCAUCCCUGUAUUGGAUUGUGGCCAUUGUGGAUUUUGUUAAAACAAUGUUCUUAUUUUCUGUUAUGAUUAUUUUUCAUAUCUGUAGCACUUUUCAGGGUGCAUUCAUUGCACCAUGCAUCAUGUGUGUCACAGGGCUUUUGGAUGUGUUUAACAAACAUUCACCUUCCCGUCACUCCAUGGCAAAUCACUUUUGAAACAGAGUGUAGGUCUCAAAAAAAAAAAUGUGUUUGGGUUAUUUGGGGUCUGCUGUUUUGUUUUAAGUCAGUGGUCCCCUCUCAUGUGCUAAAGCCCUUGGGAACAUCUUAAGUAGAUCUUUGGAUUGUGACUCUUAUCUUUAUCACAGUUUAUGUUUAGGGCAGUAGUGGUAGGUAAUCUGCAGCCUAAUUUCAAAAGCCCUCUGCAAGUUCAUGCUUGCCAGAAGAGAUGAGGGAGGAAGAGACAGAAAAAGUGGGUUUCAGAAAGAGAAAAAAACAAACAAACAAACAAAAAUGUAGCCUGAAAGAUAAUGGGUUUGCCUAAAUUAUCCAAAAGCUUUAUGGGUGAGAUGAGGCUUUUGCUGUGAUUUACUAUGUUCACAUAGGCAAAGUAUGUCUAUUCUAUACUCAGUGGGAAAUUUUAUUAUUCAUGAAAUUCUAGUUUAGUUAGUAAAUUGUACUCUUAAUUUUCAUUAAUUUCUCUCCAGUGUAUUCCCUCAGCAGCUGUGAGUUUUGCCAUAGCCCGAAACAAAGUUAAUGUGGUAAGUACUUUAUAAGCUUGGAAUGACUGUUAACACUUAAUUUCUUUAAUUAAAGCAAAAAUGAAAUAUUCUUAAUGUGUGUGUGUUGUUUUUUGUUUUUGUUUUUACAGAUACCCAAUUUCCAGAUGCUGUUUGUUUCUACAUUUGCUAUUACCACAACAUGUUUAGUUUGGUUUGGAUGCAAACUUGUCUUGAACCCUACAGCAGUAAAUGUGAGUUCUUAACAAUAAAGAUUAAUUCUAUAAUUAGUUUAUUUGAUAUUGAGUUUGCUUAUUUUGUUCAUUGUAUAUAUAUAAUCUUUCAAAAAGUUAAUCAGACACUACUUAGGCACUAUUUCAUAAUUUGCUGCUUUUGUUUUUAAAUCUGAAGAGACUUUAUAGGAAAAUACUUUUAAUGUUUUAAUGCUGGCAUGUGUUUGGGCAUUUCAUUUUCGCUUCUUUUCUUGCUAUAUUAUUAUUGGUUCUUCAAGUUCAAGCAACAAAUGAUCAAACAUAUCAAACAGAUUGCUAGCAAUUCUCAUUCUCAAAACUCUAGGUAUAAAAAAUUGAGCGAGCUGUUCUAGGCCCGAUUCAAAAGUUGCAUUUGCAUUAUGCUAGCCAUUGAAAAACCAUAACUGUGUUGAUCCUGUUCCACAUGGAAGGUUUGUGUGAAAUGGUUCCCUAUAUGGUUCAUCCAGUUUUAAGUAUGCCAAUGCAAAGCCCCUGUUUAGAGGGGCUAAACUAGAAUGGUUAGCCAAACUUCAUGAGAAGCCACAACAAUGGUGCUCCCAUGGUUCCAUUUUUCAUUGCAAGUGCUCCAUUGCAAAGGUCAUGCUCUGGAUUGGACCGGGUGACAUUAUAGUAAUUAUGUAGAUAAGUUUAUGUUAAUCUAAAAAUUUUUAAUACCUUUUAUGCACAGAUAAAUUUCAACUUGAUUCUCCUCAUUCUACUGGAAAUUUUCAUGGCAACUACUGUAAUAAUUUCAGCAAGGUUUAACGAGGAGUGCUGCAGGAGGAAGAAAGUAAGUUUUUCCUUAAAUAUUUCUAAAAUAGCCUAAAGGCUUUCUACAAUCUCUACUUCAUAUUUGCAUACUGCCUCAGAAACAUAGUCACUGUGAUUCUGUCAUAUAGCUAUGAUAUCAUAUGCCUGUGUACUACUGAAUAUUGGGGGUUUUGGGGUGCAUUUCUGCUGGGAAUAACUCUUUUUUUCUGUAUUUUAUAUGAGCAUUACAGAUUUCAUACAAACAUCUUUCUGGCAGUGAGAUCAGGAGCUUCCUUUUUCCUUUCCGGUUAGCACAUGCUACUUUCAAAGAUUAUCAGUGCAAUGCAACCCCACUUUGUACUGGGCUCGGGGGUGGUGGAUUGGACAGAGAUACUCUUCUGUCUAGUCUUGCCAGUCUUCACUGUGAAGUAAUGCCAGCAUUAUUCUGCUGGCAUGGAGCUUCUUGUUUGGCUCACCAAAUGGGGCAUGGAGGGACUGAGCCAUCCCAAGCCAGCCUCAUAGUUGUCACAUGAUGGCAUUGGGCCUGAUGGCUGCAUCAACUCCAGGCUGGCACCCCACCUUUUGCCCAGGCAGGUACAUGCAGCAAGGAUGUGGAUGUAACUGUGACUCUGCCAUUCAGUUAAGCCCCACCAGGCAGUGGCCAAGGUUUACGUUGCAUCCUAAAUCAAUAUCCACAUUGUAACAUCUACAAGUACAGAAAAUCUAUCUUUGCUGUAGCAAUUUUCUUGUGAAUACACUGGGCCUGUAUAGUUAUAUAUAGUUCAGGCAGUCCAACAUCUCCAUACGAUGUAUUGUCUAUAGCAGUGAUGUCCAAACUUUUUUCAAAAAGGGCCAGAUUUGAUGAAGUGAAGGGCCGUGAGGGCUGACCAAAGGGAUAACCAAAGUUGCUGACCAUUUUUUAGGAUUGAAGUUGUUGAAGUUUUUUUAGGAUUUUACCCCAGGAAAUAAACUGCCACAGGGGCCAGAUUAAACCGACCAGCGGGUCGGAUUAGGCCCCCAAAAUGGACUUUGGAUGUGCCUGGUCUAUAGCUUUGCUAGCAUAUUAACCCAUGUAGAUAUAUGAAAAUUACAGAACACAAGGAAACGGGGAGCUACAAAAUGAAACAGCCUUAUUUCACCUUAAAAACUAACAAAACUUGCUUGCAGUAGAAGAGUAAGACUAAAAUUCUCAAACAAUGUAUUCUAUCUAGCUAACCUUAGGUAGUUGAAUGAUUUUUCCUCCCUUAGCACAAUAUGCGUACACGAGAAAAGAGAACUGAAAGCUGUGUCGGUGUUAGCACAAGGUGUUGCACAAUUUCUUGGACAAGGUCUUUCACAACAUCUCAAGAUGCACACUUGAACUCCUUGUUGUGCCUAGUUUUCUGCUAGCUAUUGCUUAACAGUUUGCAGAACAGUGCAGCUGCCAGAAUUUCUUUCAUUGCACUAUCUCUGGAACUAAUCCCCUAUCUAUGUAAUCCUCCCUCUGAGCAAGCUGUUUUAUGAAUGGUAUUGACAUUUCAGCUGCAGUACUUCAGCAUGAGUGGGUCAUGUUAAUGAACAGGCAUAUUUGUGUACAUAUACGUACAUGUGUAGCUAUGUAGAUGGAUAGAUUUGUAUAUCUUGACAGGGAGAGAGGGAGAAAUUAUGCUGGUAUGUCUUGUAUUUUAGUAUUUUAUGCACACAGAUGGAAGCAGCAGGAGGAAAAGGUCCUUUUCACAUAAAACACACACAGCUAUGUGUGUUAUGGGUUGCAUGAGUUCAAACAUGAAUUCCCUUUUAAGUUUUUAAACAUAAAGUCGUAAGUUACCAAGUUGUAAGUUCUUCCAAUCUGCGGGUAGCUUCUACACCCAGAUGACUAAUGCUUGGUUAAUAGUUUAUUUACUCUGAUCAUCUUUUCCCCCCUUUUAGACGACAAUGUAUGAUAGUGCCAUCACAUUGAAUAAUGUCAGCUUUCCAGCACGGAUCCUAAAAUCCUAUUCAGUAAGAGAUCUUUGUUUUAUCAGUCUCUAAGAAUCUGCUAUGAAUUAUAUAUAAUUUUAUAUAAUAUAUUUUUAUUAUAUAAAAAUCCCAAGCAAAUUCUUCUUCUUUUUUAGGUAAUUGAAGUGAUUAUUGGAAUUUCUGCUGUGUUUGGUGGAAUAAUAGCUUUGAAUAUGGAUGUGCUAGUCUCAGGGCCAUAUCUUUCAGUAACUUUCUUUUGGAUUUUAGUGGCUGUAAGUAUUACAUCAUUGAAUAUAACAUUUUAUAAACUGUUGUUCACUUUGAUGAAUAACAGGUUUUUAAAUGUACCAUCAGUGUCUUAUACAUAUAUAUUAGGAACAUUCUACUUAUUCUUGUAAAACUGUCACACUUUAUUAUUAACAGCAUUUGUACACCUUUAAGUAACAACAUUCUGUACAGAUAAGAAAGGCUGGUACUCUUGAGCAGCAUUCAACCAACUUGCUUCAUCUACACAAUGAUUUCUGCUUGUGCAGUGGACUUUCCCCCUCCUCUUCCUGUGUGCACCCCUCCCCAAAUCUGUUCUGGAGGGCUGGGAGAACCCCCAGAAGAGAUUUAGGGUAUGCAGGCAGGGAGGAGAGAGAGGAAAAGGUUCUGUUGCACAAGUGGAAAUCCUUGUGCUGAGAGUAUGAAUUAAUUGAAAGACCACAUGGUGUCUUAAUUUACAGGACUAUUUGGAAAAGAGCCCAGGUCCUUUGUAGUCAGGCAUAUUAAAAAAAACAACAACUAGAUUCAGAAAGGUGUGUGAUCUAGUAAAAAUCAAGGAAUAUGAAUCAGAAAAAAGAACAAAUAGCUUAACGAGAGAUUCUAGCAUUUAUCCAGGGUCUGUUUCCUUAGAAUGAAGGCCGUUGGUUAUUUAGAAUAUGUGGUCUUAUUUACACAUAUAUACAACCUGAGUACAAGAUGGAGGGACUCACUUCAUUAACAGUCUAACACAAAGUCUAGCUCUUUGCUUCUUGUUCUCCUUCGCACAAGGUGAAGUGGCAUUCAGCCAGGUGAGGGGGGGGGGCUUAUUCCCUCCUCCCAGAAGCAGCAUUAAUUAGCAUUAACUUGUUUCUAUAGCAUUAUGGCUAACUAUUUAGACACGUUAAAAAUGUAUUUACAAGUCUGGCAAUGACCAUUAACUUAAAAGAAACUAGUUUGAUCAGUUCAGCAGUUACUUCCAGUGUAGACCAUGUCUUACAGAUACACAAUUAUAGGUUUGGUUGGGACCCACUGGCAUCAUCCAAACCAAUCCUUCAAUCCUAUAUACAUACAACAUAUUGGUGCAGAUAAGAGUUUGAGAUGGUAUAUCCCAUUCGAGCUAUAAUCAAAUGCCGACUUUUCUAGCCCCAUUGAAUACAGCUGGACAUACCACUGAAUAAAUGUGCACUGGGUUACUCUUUAAAUCAGUUAGGUAGAUAGUGUGUAUUUUAUAAUUUUCCAGUGGGCACUAGGACUCUGCAAAGUGGGGCGCAUGUUCCUUCUCUUUCUCAAAGCAGGAAAAAGUGUCUUCACUCCAACAGCAUCUCUGAUUGAUUCCCACCCCCCUUACUGGAGUGAUAGUUCACUCUCUGGCCAAAUUUGCUAGUACUUCAGAGGAGGGGGUCAGUCAGAGAUUCUGUUGGAGUGAAUCCUGCCUCAAGCAACAGCAGGAAUAUGUUGCCUAUUUGGUGGUGUCCUAGUGCCCCUUGAAAAGCACCCUUUUCCUUAUAAAACAACAAGAAAUCAUUGGAAGUGCAGUUGGGGUAAUCAGUAUAUUUGCUAAUAGGCACUGCUCAACCAAAAUAUAUCCUGAUUGGUCCUGAACAUUUUCUCAUAUUUAGUUUCUUUUUAGUGUUUUCCCAGUGCCAUUGCAAGUCAUGUUGCCGCUGAAUAUCCAAGCAAAUGCUUGGUAAGUAUAUUGUUAAAACAGUCUGGUGGAAGUACUUCAAUGAACUGAUGCAAUCAUAAAUGUUAUGGUGAAAGAUUUCAGAUUUCAGAUUUAGAUUUAUUAUGGCCAUUGGCCCAUAUCAAAAACAAUACAUCAGAAUUUAUCCAUAAACAAUACAAUUUAAACAGUUCCAAGUUAAAACACCCUUAUAAAACCAAUUUUACUUUAGUUAAGGAUGGUGAAAAUAGGUCCAGUAGAACUUUCUGAAAACUGAACAGCAACUAGACUGAUUUAACAUUUCUGCCAUUUCAAAUCUCUUCCUUUGGGCCAGGGAGUGAUGAUAUUUUUUCACACAGUUUAUGAAGGAGGCAUAAUGGAAUCAUUAUCUUCUGGGUGUACAGUGAUGCCUUAGUGAUCUCCAAAAAAUUGGCUUUAUAGAUGUUUAUGUUUCUUCAAAAACUGAUUGGAUAGGAAAUUAAUAGUGGGUCAAAAUGCUCUGUACUACGUCCAAAAACAUUGCAAUCCUUAUUUAUUGCACUUUGAUGCUCUCCAUUCCAUCCAAAAUGUUACCAUCUGCUACAUUAGCUACAUAAAGCAUAGUGAGAAUUCUUUACUGGCUCACAUACAGUAUCAAACUUUAUGAUCUUUUCUUUCACUUGCUCUGUUUUUUUGGCUUUUUCAUACAUAGUUAUAUCUCUCCCUAUGCUGUGAUGCAUUUCAAAGCUGGAGAGUCUGUAAGCAUUUAAUAGUGUAAUGCUAUGUAAUGCUCAAAAAUAAGCUCCAUUGGUUUCAAUGGUACUUCCUAGUAGGUGUGCUUAGGAAUGCAGUCUAAGUAUAUCUGUAAUCACUUUUGGUCCCAGCUGCGUGUGUAAUGUUUUACUCUCCUUUCCCCCCAUAUCUGUUUUGUUGUCUUUCUCCCUUAUUCACAAUUAUCCAAAGCACCACACAAAUGGAACACAGCAUGCAGUUCUUUAGAGGGGACUGGGCCUUUGUCUGGAUGUUACGAAUACCUUGGGUGCUCUGAAUACACACUUAUUAAUAUGAGUUCUAAAAUAUUCAUCAUUGUAAAUACUUUAUACUCCUCAUUCACUUUUCCAGGGACUAAGCUCACAUUUUGAAUUUCUUUUUAUGAAUAAAUUGCAAAAAACUUCAUUUAUGCAAGCUUGCUCAGAGAAACAAGAAUACAUACAAUAUGAAUCUUUUUUUAAUUAAUAACAAAUAUCUAUCUAAUCACAAUUCUAUGUUUAAUUUUAGGUAGAAGUCCUGAUUGCCAUAAGCAGUGUUACAUCUCCAUUAUUAUUCACAGCUUCAGGAUACUUGUCCUUCAGUAUCAUGCGAAUUGUUGACAUCUUUAAAAACUAUCCACCAACAGUUAAAGUAUGUAUUGCUUUUGAAUUACCAAGCAAACAAUCAAUGUAUCUUGUCAGUGUAUUGUGACCAAGGCCACAAUGUUCCAUACAAACUACUGCUUUCUAUUCUACAUAGUCCUAACUUUUAUAAAUGCUGUGAUUCAGGUUUUUUUAUGUGUGACUUUGGAACACGUAGGGAGAGAAGUAGGAGUAUUGUGUUGUGUGCAAGCAGGAUUGCUUUUGAGGCUGAGAAAUUGUGAGCCAGGAUCAGGAGCCAAAGGGAAGCAAGAUCAGAGAGGGAGUGGAGCAUAUUUAAAUUACCUAUACAUUAUUUGGCUGCAUUCUUACAGUUUACCAUAGCAUGCUGGCUAAGUAAAAGCUAGUGAAUGUAUGUAACAUUUCCCCCCUGUGAUAUCACUUGUGCAAUUUCUAGUUCUUGAGAUGUUUUAGAGAUGCUUAUCAGUUGAUUGAAAUCUGUUUAUCUGUUGCUUGCAAAUUUGCAUCUUGCCAAGAACGUCAGUUUCAGGAAAUAAUUUCAGUCCUACUGUAAAGCAUGACAGGUUUGUUCUUGCCCGGUAUGAUUACUUAAUGUGCUGUGGUAACGGAAUGUGCUGGGACUCCCAACCACAGAUGUCCAAAACAAAGGUCUCAGCCAUUUUAAAAUAUGAGAUACGGAAGCAUAGGGUACAUGGCCUUUUCCCAAGGUAUUAUGCUACUACUACUGUUUGAGUUUAUGCACUGUCCUUAUUCUUGUACACAUUGUAAUGCAUAAAUUAUUAUUUCUUGUGCACUAUAAGAGGUGGGGAAGUAUAAACUACAACUUCAGUUCCUAUAAUAUCAGGAGAUGAUUUGCCAAUUUAUACCCAGCGUUAGCAAUUAUUUAGAGUAAGUAUGUAGUAUAUAAGGAGUACAGCAGAUCUGCCAUAAUGUUUUGUGGUUUCCCCAUAAUUUCCCUAAUGACUAUAAGACAUAUACAAACUGUGGCCCAUAGUUGCUGCUUUCUGCGAGGGAGAACUGGAAGGCGAUACAGUGGUACCUUGUUUCUCAAACUUAAUCCGUUCAAACUUAAUCCGUUCUGGAAUUCUGUUCCAAAACCAAAGCGUUCCAAAACCAAGGUGUGCUUUCCCAUAGAAAGUAAUGCAGAACAGAUUAAUCUGUUCCAGAUUUUUGAAAACAACCCCUAAAACAGCAAUAAACAAUGUACUGCAGUCACACAAUCAGUCAGUAGCUGAACUGGGUUCCACACAGUCACAAAAAAGAGCCACAAAAACGCAAAAUAAAUAGCAAAAACAGACAGACCUCAGCAUAACGCUCAAAAUGGAAGUGUGGCACUCAAAUCGGAAGCGUAACACUCAAAAUGGAGCACGUUUGGCUUCUGAAAAAAGUUUGCAAAUUGGUACACUUACUUCUGGGUUUGCAGUGUUUGGGUUCCAAGUUGUUUGAGUACCAAGGCGUUUGAGAACCAAGGUACCACUGUAGGGAGGUUAUCAGUGUGCAGAAGCAGUGAAUUGGCUCUAUCAUAUCAUGUUAACUCCCCUUUCCCUUCUGGUCAGUGGGCAAUGAAUCUUGCCCAGAGGCUAGGCAUGCAAUGGCACCCCUCCUUACCAAUUGCCUGAGCCCUGAGUGGGAACAAGUGCUGAUCAUAGCCCUUAGAGACUGCAUGGGAGUUGGCAAUGGGUGGGCACAGAGAGAGAAGGAGGAAUAAGUAAAAAUCUGUUUUCUAACAAGUCAAACUAUGGAAAAACUUUGUAAAUCUGUUUCAUUUUGCAUUCACAUAAUAAGGAAAUAUAUACACUUGAAUGUGGUAUGCCUGGGCAUUCACACUUCAUAUUGGAAAACUCAUGCUAAUAAAUGGUGACAAAAUAUGCCGCUGACUCCCAAACCAGGACAGAAUGGCCUUUAAGGAUAUAGAAGUUUGAUAUUGGAAGUAAGGGGAAACCAGAGCAUUGCAGGUGCCUCCAGUAAAUGUGACCUUUGGAGGCAGAAAAGUGUGUAACAGUUAGCAUACCUAAAGGCUAAAGCCUUUUCUAUGUGUGUAUUUAUUUUUUUAGCAGUCUUACGACGUGCUCCUCCUGCUUCUAAUGCUGAUGCUGUUAAUUCAAGCUUUCCUGACUACUGGCACUGUCAUAUUGUGUGUAAGCUUCAAGGCAAAAAUGAAGAUGCGGGAUUCAGUGUGGGCUGUGCCACAGAUGAACAAACAAGAGUACAAAGCAACAGAGGUGAGGGGUGAUUUCACUUUAAAAUUGGUGUAAUCAUGGAAUGUUGCUGAUCAUUUCGGUUUCAUUGCCAGCACCCAUCGCAGUUCUUCUUUAAAAUACAGAUUUAUUUUUUAAGUGAAUGUUAUAUUGACAUGGCUAAGUGUGAACGAGCAAACAUGUGGGUUCCUAAACUGCAGAUUUUGCCUACAGUGCUCCUAUUGGAACUAAGCCAUGUUGUCUGGAACUAAGCCAUGGUUUGGCUUGUGUUACUUCCAGACCCAGGCUCAUAGUUCCAGGCAAACCACAAGCUGUAACUAAGUUUGUUCUUGGUUUACCACUUAUGCUUAAUCUAGGGAGAGGACCUGAUUCAGAUUGGGACUGCAGUAAAGUGGGAGGGGGGGUUGUUUUAAGUUUUUCCUCCAAUGCCAUUUUCUCAAUGAAAAUUUCCCCCUGAAAUGGCUAAAUUCCCCCAAAGAGAAACUGCUACGUGCCUCCAAAGCUGCCUGGGCAAACAGCAGUUGGGGGGGGGGCAUUUUUGGUGAAGAAAAUGGCAUGAAGGAAGGGGUUAGGUCCCUCUUACCCUGCACUGCAGUCCCAAUCUGGAUUAGGCAUCUUCACUGUUACUAGGUAAAGGUAAAGGGACCCCUGACCAUUAGGUCCAGUCGUGACCGACUCUGGGGUUGCAGCGCUCAUCUCGCUUUAUUGGCCGAGGGAGCCGGCAUACAGCCUCCAGGUCAUGUGACCAGCAUGACUAAGCAGCUUCUGGCGAACCAGAGCAGCACACGGAAACGGCGUUUACCUUCCCGCCGGAGCGGUACCUAUUUAUCUACUUGCACUUUGAUGUGCUUUCGAACUGCUAGGUUGGCAGGAGCAGGGACCGAGCAACGGGAGCUCACCCCGUCGCAGGGAUUCGAACCGCCGACCUUCUGAUCGGCAAGUUCUAGGCUCUGUGGUUUAACCCACAGCGCCACCUGUGCCCCUUCACUGUUACUACUUUCUUAUAAAAAUGCAAGACGUGGAAAUGUGAUCACACAUCUAAUGAUUUACCCUUAGUCUGGAUUCUUCCAUUCUAAUUUGUCAAUAACAGUGUUUGAAUUUAUUUAUUUUUUGUAGGUUUCCAAUAACAGCAUGAAGGAUUUCGACAAAGAGAAGGCUUGGAAAGCUGUUGUAGUGCAAAUGGCCCAGUAAUCUGGAUUUAGGAAACUGAAGCUGGAAAAUUGCUGGAAUAAGGGCAUGCUAGCCUUUGCAUUUGCAAGUGUUAUGGGCACAGCCACAAACAUCAUGACAGCCCUACUGACCACUUCCCUGUGGUUUCCAAAUAGUAGAAUUUAGUCAGAAUGUUAGCACCAUGCAAUCUUCCUUUAAAACCUCUCUCAUGCCUUUCUAAUAACUUAGAAAUUAGCAUAGCUUCAAGUUUGCAACACAACUUGUUUCAACAGAGUGUGUCUUUCAUUUUAGAGUACUAGCAUCUUAAUUGCAAACCGACUCUACAACCAGAAACUGCCAAUUAGAAAUUAAGUCCAUCUGAACAGCUAAACAUAAGUAACUGUGUGGUAGGUCUUGCUUAUUGCAAGAGAACUAAUAUAACUGCUGGUAUUCAGUUGAUGUUAACAGACACAUUUAUAAAGUUACAAAUGCGUGUCAUCGUUGAUGCUUUUGCUUAUAAACUUCACUUUUGUAGGAGUUAAGUCCUUAAGAAUUGCAUAUUACUUUUGUAUAAAAUAAACAUCUUUAUCAC
Podarcis lilfordi (Lilford's wall lizard) is the source of this 22915-nucleotide messenger RNA. NCBI's taxonomy places the organism in Eukaryota, Metazoa, Chordata, Lepidosauria, Squamata, Lacertidae. The record is from the annotation of a GenBank genome assembly.